AUGUCGGACCCUAACAAUGUUGCGCAGUACAAAUACUCGGCGAUGAGCAAUUUGGUGCUUCAAGCCGAUCGCCGAUUCAUAACCCGUCCUGGCGACGAUGCGACAGGAGACCCAGAAUCCCUCGCUGGGCGGAUAAAUAUACGAGACAUGGGAUCGCGAAAUGCUCGUGAAGAAGUUCCCGAGGGGAAGAAGUCUGCGACGGCGAAUGUAGACAUCGAAAGAGGAGCUAUCGCCGAGGGUGCAGAUGUCCUUGAACGCGAGCAGCGAAAGCGAAAGCGCGGAGAGCAGGACCAGCUUCGUGGAGCAGGAAUUCUUUCGGCUGCUGAUAUGCUUAUUGAAGGCCUCAGAUACCGUCCUAGAACCCCUGCUACGAGAGCGACCUAUGAUUUGAUUCUUACAAUGACCGCCAAUCAUCUCGGUGACGUUCCCCACGAAGUAGUGCGAAGCGCAGCAGAUGCCGUGUUGGAAACACUCAAAGACGAGGACAUGAAGGACUUCGACAAGAAAAAAGAGGUCGACGAUCUGCUAGGAUCGACAAUGAAUCCAAAGGAGUUCAAUGAAAUUGUUAAUUUGGGGAAGAAAAUUACAGACUACGAUGCCCAAGACGAAGACGAAGAUAUGGAAGAUGGUGCUGCUGGGGGAGAUGAAGCCGAACUUGAUGAAAGACAGGGUGUCGCCGUGGUCUUCGAUGAAUCCGACGAAGAAGAGGGAGGGCUCCGAAAGAUGGACGAAGUACGUGAUGAUGAUGAAUCAGACGAGGAAGCUUCGGACGUUGGAGAUCGAGCAGGCGAGGAAGACAUCGCCGCUGAACGAACCGGACUUGAUGAAGAUGAAGACAUGAUUUUGGAUGGUGGCGGCCUUACAGACGCCAAAGCCGCCACCGCAUCAAAGAAUUUUGUACCGGUUCGUGAAAUCGAUGCGUACUGGUUGCAGCGACAGAUUCGCGCAAUCUACCAAGAUGAGCAUCAAACAACGGAAACCGCCCAGACCGCUCUGGAUAUUCUCGGUGGCCAAACGCCAGAUGGUGGCGAACGCCAGAUUCGAGACAUCGAAAAUGAUUUGAUGGAGCUAUUCGACUACGAUCACCCAGAUCUGGUUACUACUCUCGUGAAAAACAGAGAUAGAAUUGUUUGGGCCACGAAGUGGAGACGGGUUGCUGAAGACAAUGACGCUCGUCUUCUCGUUGAAAGCGAGAUGGUGGAGGCUGGGCAUCGUGAUAUCUUGGACCAGAUUCUCGGACGAGCUGGUGCUGGAGACGAAACACAACGACCUGGUAAAAAAAUAAAGAUGGACCUUAUGGACCUCGACCUUCCUGCUGGUCCUGAUGGCACUCAGCAGCAAGAAGCCAAGGCCCCGUCCGGUGGUCUGAUGCCAACUCGUUUAGUGAACCUUGAAUCUUUGAAAUUCGACCAAGGAAAUCAUUUGAUGACCAACCCCAACGUGAAGCUGCCUCAAGGAUCGACGAAAAGGACUUUCAAGGGAUAUGAGGAAAUUCAUGUCCCGCCUCCCAAAGCAAAGCGUGAUCCUGGGGAAAGGAACCUUCCUACCACCGAGCUUCCGGAUUGGGCCCAAGUCGGUUUCGGUUCUUCUAAGGAACUUAACCGGGUCCAGACAAAGUGUUACCCUGCUGCCUUUCACGAUGAUGGCAAUAUGCUCAUCUGUGCCCCUACCGGCUCCGGAAAGACCAACGUUGCCAUGCUCACGAUACUUCGUGAGAUUGGGAAGAACCGGAACUCGGAAACUGGAGAAAUCAUGCUCGAUGACUUUAAAAUUGUGUAUAUUGCUCCACUGAAGGCCUUGGUCCAAGAACAGGUCGGUAACUUUGGCAAGCGACUGGAGCCCUAUGGAAUCCGUGUAUCGGAGUUGACAGGUGAUCGCCAACUUACGAAACAGCAAAUUGCGGAUACCCAAGUUAUCGUCACCACGCCGGAAAAAUGGGACAUCAUUACCCGAAAAGCAACAGAUUCAAGUUAUACGAAACUCGUCCGUCUUCUUAUUAUUGAUGAAAUCCAUCUUUUGCACGACGACCGUGGCCCAGUUUUAGAAGCUGUUGUUAGCCGAACCCUUCGCCAGAGCGAAACCACCGAAGAACCAACUAGAAUUGUUGGCCUUUCCGCCACCCUUCCAAAUUACAAAGACGUUGCCAGUUUCCUACGAGUUGAUGCAACAAAGUCUCUAUUCCAUUUUGAUGGGACAUAUCGCCCGUGCCCAUUGAGACAAGAGUUCAUCGGUGUUACCGACAAGAAGGCCAUCAAACAGUUGAAAACAAUGAACGAUGUCUGCUACAACAAAGUAUUGGAGAAUUGUGCCAAAGGUCAUCAAAUGCUCAUCUUUGUCCACUCCCGAAAAGAGACAGCCAAGACGGCUCGCUACAUCAGAGACAAGGCUAUUGAGAUGGAGACCAUUGGUCAAGUACUGCGGAGUGAUGCAGCAAGCAGGGCUAUCUUGGCCGAGGAAGCUGAGAAUGUUGACGAUGCUGCUCUCAAGGACAUACUUCCAUAUGGAUUUGGAAUUCACCAUGCUGGUCUCUCUUUGGCAGACAGAGACUCAGUGGCCAGUCUUUUCAGUGACGGCAGCAUCCAAGUUCUUGUCUGUACAGCAACGUUGGCAUGGGGUGUCAAUUUGCCCGCUCAUACAGUUCUGAUCAAGGGAACCCAAGUCUACUCGCCAGAGCAUGGAUCCUUUGUCCAGCUUAGCCCCCAAGACACUUUGCAGAUGCUUGGUAGGGCAGGUCGUCCUCAGUACGAUACAGAAGGCCUGGGAACAAUUAUAACCACACAGAAUGAGAUGCAGUUUUUCCUUUCACUUCUGAAUCAGCAGCUCCCGAUUGAAAGUCAACUGAUUAGCAAACUCGCCGACAAUUUGAAUGCCGAAAUUGUGCUUGGAAAUGUUCGCAACCGCAACCAAGGAAUGGAAUGGCUUGGCUACACUUAUCUUUAUAUUCGAAUGCUCCGAUCGCCUGGGUUAUACAGCGUUGGUGCUGAUUACGCAAACGAUGAUACUCUGGAGCAGAAGCGUGUGGAUCUGAUUCACUCUGCCGCUACCCUACUUGAGAAAGCUGGCCUAGUCAAGUAUGACAAGAAGACCGGUAAACUUCAGUCCACGGAGCUUGGACGGGUUGCUUCUCAUUACUACAUCAGCCACACCUCUAUGCAAAUAUAUAACCACCACCUUCAGCCAGCAAUCGGCACUGUUGAAUUGUUCAGAAUAUUUUCUCUCAGUGAGGAAUUCAAGUAUAUUCCAGUUCGACAGGAUGAGAAGUUGGAACUCGCCAAGUUAUUGGGACGUGUACCUGUGCCGGUCAAAGAAGGAAUCGAGGAACCGCAUGCCAAGAUCAACGUUCUUCUCCAAGCAUACAUUUCUCGACUGAAGCUGGAAGGUCUCGCUUUGAUGGCAGAUAUGGUCUACGUUACUCAAUCUGCCGGUCGACUUCUUCGAGCCAUCUUUGAAAUCAGUUUAAAGAAGGGCUGGUCGUCAGUUGCCAAAACCGCCCUGAACCUAUGCAAGAUGGCAGAGAAACGGAUGUGGCCAACAAUGACCCCGUUGCGUCAAUUCCCAUCAUGUCCACGCGAUAUAAUGCAGAAGGCAGAGAGAAUCGAUGUGCCUUGGCCGAGCUAUUUCGAUCUUGAUCCUCCACGCAUGGGCGAACUUCUUGGAAUGCCAAAAGCUGGCCGCAUUGUGUGUGAUCUCGUCUCUAAGUUCCCACGCCUCGAGGUGCAAGCUCAAGUUCAGCCAAUGACUAGGUCAUUACUACGCGUUGAACUCACCAUCACACCUAACUUUGUUUGGGAUGAUUCUGUACACGGCGCCGCUGAAAGCUUCUGGGUCAUUGUUGAAGAUUGUGACGGAGAGGAAAUCCUGUUCCAUGACCAAUUCAUUUUGCGUCGGGAGUAUACACAGGGUGAAGUGACUGAUCAUAUCAUGGAAUUCACUGUCCCCAUAUCUGACCCCAUACCUCCUCACUACUUCCUCCAUAUCACUUCCGAUCGAUGGAUGCAUUCCGAAACCAAGGUUGCAGUAUCUUUCCAGAAGUUGAUCCUUCCUGAGCGCUUCCCUCCUCACACGCCCCUUCUUGACAUCCAGCGCGUCCCUAUUCAAGCCUUGAAACGCGAAGAAUUCAAGAAUCUCUAUCCAAACUGGCAAUCAUUUAACCGAAUUCAAAGUCAAGCUUUCAAGACUCUGUUUGAAUCUGAUGAGGCGGUCUUUCUCGCUGCCCCUGUGGGUAGCGGUAAGACCGUUUGUGCGGAGUUGGCCCUUCUGCGUCACUGGGCGCAGGGCAAAGCUGGCCGUGCAGUUUACAUAGCUCCAUUCCAGGAACUCAUUGACCAACGAUACAACGAUUGGCAAAAGCGACUUAGCCCGGUUGCUGGUGGUAAAACCAUCGUCAAGCUCACCGGAGAGACUACAGCCGACCUGAAAUUACUAGAUUCUGCAGACUUGGUUCUUGCCACCCCUGUGCAAUGGGAUGUCUUGUCUCGCCAGUGGCAAAGGAGGAAGAACGUUCAGAGCGUGAGCCUCUUCAUUGCCGAUGAGCUCCAUUUGGUUGGUGGAUACCUGGGUUAUACAUAUGAAAUAGUUGUUAGCAGGAUGCAGUUCAUCAAAUUGCAGACUGAGAGUGAUAUGAGGUUGAUUGGCUUGAGUGUGCCAUUGUCGAACGCUCGGGACAUCGGUGAAUGGAUCGGAGCAAAUCGCCAUUUCAUUUACAACUUCAGCCCAAGUGCCAGACCCGUUCCACUGGAAUUGCAUAUCCAGUCCUUCACAAUACCGCACUUUCCUUCUCUUAUGAUGGCUAUGGCCAAACCCGUAUAUCACGCUAUAGCCAAUCAGCUUUCAUCCGACAAGCCGGCUCUUGUGUUUGUUCCCAGUCGAAAACAAGUUCGCUCGACAGCUAUCGAUAUUUUGGCUGCUUGCGUCGCCGACGACAACGAAGAUCGUUUUCUGCAUGCCGACGUCAAUGAGAUUUCCCCGCUGCUGGAGAGGCUGCACGAAAGAACACUGGCCGAGUCUGUUUCACAUGGUGUUGGUUACUACCAUGAAGCCCUGAGCAAUAACGACAAACGCAUUGUAUCGCACCUGUUCAACAUCGGGGCCAUCCAAGUGAUGCUAGCUUCUCGAGAUGUUUGCUGGGAGAUUGACUUCACCGCUCACUUGGUCAUCGUGAUGGGCACGCAAUUCUUUGAAGGCAGGGAGCACCGCUACAUAGACUACCCAAUCAGUGAAAUUCUUCAAAUGUUUGGAAAAGCGUCUCGCCCUGGGGUGGACAAAGUUGGACGUGGGUUGCUAAUGGUAUCAGAGACUAAGCGGCCGUAUUACAAGAGAUUCUUGGCAGAGGCCUUGCCUCUUGAGUCAGGGCUCGCUCAGGCUCUCCACGAUGCCUUUGUGACUGAGGUCAGUACCAAGACUGUUGGCUCUACUCAAGAUGCAGUGGACUGGAUGACAUACACCUACUUUUACCGACGCCUUCUUGCAAAUCCAAGUUUCUACGGGUUAACAGAUGUUAGCCAUGAGGGUCUGAGCACAUUCUUAUCAGAACUCGUGGAAAACACGUUGAAAGAACUCUCGGAGGCCAAGAUCAUUGAAUUGGAUGAGGAGGACGACACUGUCUCGCCGCUAAAUGCUGCCAUGAUCUCGGCAUACUACAACAUAUCUUUUAUUACUAUGCAGACCUUCCUCUUGUCUCUCUCUGCUCGCACAAGGCUCAAGGGCAUCCUGGAAAUCGUCACGUCUGCCACAGAAUUCGAGUCGAUCCAAAUGCGCCGACAUGAAGACCACAUCUUGAGAAGGGUUUACGAGCGAGUUCCUGUAAAGAUGUCUGAACCAGCCUACGACUCACCUCACUUCAAGGCCUUCGUGCUUCUCCAAGCUCAUUUCUCACGACUACAGCUGCCAAUUGAUCUGGCCAAAGACCAAGAAGUCAUUGUUAGCAAGGUGCUGAAUCUGCUGAGUGCAUGCGUUGAUGUCCUAUCUUCGGAAGGCCACAUCAACGCAAUGAACGCCAUGGAAAUGUCACAAAUGGUUGUUCAAUCUAUGUGGGAUCGGGAUAGUCCCCUCAAGCAAAUCCCUCACUUUACGCCCGAAGUUGUCAAGGUGGCCAAUGAUUUCAAGAUCAACGAUGUCUUUGAAUUUAUGGAGGCAAUGGAUCCUUCUGAAAACAAAGACUACGGCACCCUUAUUAAGCGCCUUGGUUUCGAUAACAAGCAGCUUGCCCAAGCUGCAGCUUUCACCAACGACAAGUAUCCGAAUGUUGAACUGGACUUCCAAGUUGAGGACCCCGAGGGUAUAACUGCAGGUGAUCCGGCAUAUCUCAAGAUCAAGAUUGAGCGUGAUGUUGAGGACGAAGAUCCUGACACAACGGUUCAUGCGCCAUUUUACCCUGCCAAGAAGAUGGAGAACUGGUGGCUGGUGGUUGGUGAAGAGAAGACAAGGAGCCUCCUCGCCAUCAAGCGAGUCACCUUUGGCCGUCAGUUGCAGACACGGCUGGAGUAUAUUGUACCGACGCCUGGCGAGCACGAGUUAACACUCUACCUGAUGAGUGACAGCUAUGUUGGCGUCGAUCAGGACCCGACAUUUACCAUCACCGCAGCGGAGGGAAUGGACGAAGACGAAAGUGAGGAGGAAGAGGAAGAGUGA
This is a messenger RNA of Talaromyces rugulosus, 6630 nucleotides long. RefSeq lists its product as uncharacterized. Gene Ontology annotation, cellular component: nucleus. The transcript is spliced from 4 exons. The record is from RefSeq and is a predicted model, not a curated record. The coding region runs from base 1 to 6630 and encodes 2209 amino acids. Lineage: Eukaryota; Fungi; Ascomycota; Eurotiomycetes; Eurotiales; Trichocomaceae. Gene Ontology annotation, molecular function: ATP binding; nucleic acid binding; ATP hydrolysis activity.